AUGAACGAAGUUCGCGAGACCUGUCCCGUUUUCCGCGUUCUUAUCAUCGGAAGAGUGAACGCGGGAAAGACAACGAUCCUACAGAAGGUGUGCAACGUCAGCAAAGACAACAAGCCUAUAGUUUACGACGCAGAUGGGAACAAGUACAGUAUAAAUGCUCUGACUCGGGUUUUGCUGUCUCACUGUUGGCGGCAGCGUGGACGCCAUGACAUCACAAAUCAGAUCACAUACCCAGGAAGCCGCUUUAUAUUUCACGAUUCAAGGGGGAUUGAGGCUGGCUCCGUGGACGAGUUUCAAAUCAUACACAACUUUGUGCGCGAGCGGGCGUCCAAGCAGUCGCUUUCCGAGCAUUUGCAUGCCAUCUGGUGA
This is a messenger RNA of Coniophora puteana RWD-64-598 SS2, 369 nucleotides long. RefSeq lists its product as uncharacterized. Lineage: Eukaryota; Fungi; Basidiomycota; Agaricomycetes; Boletales; Coniophoraceae. Bases 1 to 369 code for a protein of 122 amino acids. The record is from RefSeq and is a predicted model, not a curated record. The transcript is spliced from 2 exons.